AUGCUUGAUGCGCUGAUUUCAAUAAAUCCUCCAGGACCGUUUUUAAGUGCGGCUGACUGCCCGUUUUAUGCAGCAUGUGAGAUGUUAGGAGACAAACUGAAACGCAGUUUACCUGAUUUCUUCCUAACUAAGGACUAUGCCGAAAAAAUUGCAAAGGAGUAUGGCUGGUCAAAAAUGCCUUCACCGAUAAUCUGGCGAGAGUUGGUAGACACCGGAGGGCGUGUAACUCUCAUUGGCGAUGCACGAGACUUUCAGGAGUACGCCAAUACCUACUAUGCCAUGCUAUCUAGGCUUUCGAGUCACAAACUUCUACAAAUCAGCAUUGACAAUCAGCGGUACACAGAUGAGAUCACCGCUAGCAAGGCGAUUAAACAAGUGAUGCUAAAUACCUGGCGCAAAGUAACUAUAAUCGGGGCAGAAUCGCCAACAGCUACACGUCUCGCUAUGCUCCUUGCCAUGAUGCGACAUAACGACAAGACCCGAAAAAUGAAACUCUUCCUCUUUCCCGGAAGUCUCCUUCAUUUUGACGCUGUCGCAAGACUGAAAGAAAUCCUAGAUGAUUCGGCUUGUGGCGGUCUCCAAGUCGUUGAAGCCUCUGCUAAUCUCAUAGAAGCACUGGAGAAUGCUUCACUUGUAGUUAUUCUUGAUGUGGUCCCAAGUGAGCCCAUGAAUAGUGUUGAUGGUGUUUUAAAACACUCGGAGACCCGAACAGAGUGGCUUGAUCGUCGGUUUCAUUACUUUUAUCGUCUGGGAGAGUGCAUCCGUCAACACGCUGAUCGAAAUGUUCGGGUAUUAGUGGGAGAAUCGGAGCAGAUGUUCGAAGGUGCGGGUACGAUAUCAUCGUCACUAAACUUCGAUGUUCAGACAUUGCACAUGGCCUGCAAAGAAAACGUUCCCUUAAACAAUAUUGUGGGGCUACCACACUCACUGGAGUACUCCAUGAAGUCGGCUCUGGCCCAACGUCUAGGCGUGCGUCGGUGCGACAUUGUCGAUCUUAUCAUUUGGGGUAACAUUGACUGUGUUUUCCUUGUGGAUAUCUCUCGUGCACGCGUUCACCGAAGGCAUGGUGCCAUGGACAGCGAAACGGGUCCUGCAUGGUUUAGUUUAGCAGUCGAACCGCUUGUUUUCGAUUUAAAAGAGCUGUAUGAAAAAAUCAUUCCCGAGAAAAUGAAGACGCGAUCUGCCGGUGCAAAUGCAGCGGCCAUGCGUCAGGCCUCGGCAAUUUUCAGUUUCAUCAAACAGUGGCAGUUCGGAGACAAAGAUCCUAAAGAGACCAUAACUUCCUUGGUUCUCUCCUCUGCAGGUAAACCUAAUUCAUUGCUUGAAACCAUUAACUAUUUUUAUAUCCGAAUUACGCUGUGGUUGAAAAAACAAUUUUAA
Molecule: messenger RNA, 1380 nt
Organism: Hydatigera taeniaeformis
Lineage: Eukaryota; Metazoa; Platyhelminthes; Cestoda; Cyclophyllidea; Taeniidae
Source: the annotation of a GenBank genome assembly